Molecule: messenger RNA, 1263 nt
Organism: Pyricularia pennisetigena
Lineage: Eukaryota; Fungi; Ascomycota; Sordariomycetes; Magnaporthales; Pyriculariaceae
Exons: 3
Coding region: 1-1263 (420 amino acids)
Biological process (GO): UDP-galactose transmembrane transport
Cellular component (GO): endoplasmic reticulum membrane; Golgi membrane
Molecular function (GO): UDP-glucose transmembrane transporter activity; UDP-galactose transmembrane transporter activity
Source: RefSeq, a predicted model, not a curated record
AUGGCUCGUACAAAACGUGCGGCGGUGCAGCGUGAGCCGUCCUCGGAAUACAUCAGCAAAGCCGACCGGUCCGCGCAACGUGACGAUGAUCUCGCGGCUCCGGGAGCCCAGGAUGCGGCUCUGCCGGCCAAGACUGAUGCACCUCUGCCACCAAUCGUGCCCAAGGAUGUUGGUCUUACGCAGCUAGUGAUCUCAGUCGCAGGCAUCUACGGAUCCUUCCUUACCUGGGCCUACCUACAGGAGAAGCUUACGACGACCAACUACGGCCCUCCCGGCUCGCCGCCCGAGGUGUUCAAGUUCCCCGUGUUCCUCAACACCAUUCAGUCCAUCUUCGCCGCCGCGACAGGUUUCGUGUACCUGGUGACCAGCACACCUAGGGGCCGUCCCAUACCACCAAUCAUCCCGUCCCGGGCCAUCCUCGGUCCGCUUCUCCUCGUGGCGCUGACCUCGGCCCUGGCGAGCCCCUUUGGCUACGCCAGCCUGGCGCACAUCGACUACAUCACCUUCCUGCUUGCCAAGAGCUGCAAGCUACUUCCCGUCAUGUUCCUGCACAUCACGAUCUUCCGCAAGCGCUACCCGAUGUACAAGUACCUGGUCGUUGCUGCCGUCACUGCCGGCGUGGCCGUCUUCACGUUGCACAGCGGCUCAAACAAGAAGAAGUCGGCGGGCAGACCGUCAUCGGGCCAGACGUCGUGGGGUCUGCUGCUGCUCAGCAUCAACCUGCUCUUUGACGGCCUGACCAACUCGACCCAGGACUACAUCUUUACCGCCUUUAAGCCCUACACGGGUCCGCAGAUGAUGUGCGCAAACAACAUGAUGAGCUCCGUCGUGACGGGUCUGUACCUUAUCCUCAGCCCUUACCUCGUCCAAACCGGUCUGGGAAGCUGGCUGGGCAUGGACGUUGUCGCGGGCAGCGGCGCCGGGGAGCUGCAGAGCGCCCUCGCCUUUAUGCGCCGGUACCCGUCAGUCUGGAGGGACGUCCUUGGCUUUGCGGCGUGUGGCGCCGUUGGCCAGGUCUUUAUUUUCUACACGCUCGCGACAUUCUCCUCGGUCCUCUUGGUCACCGUUACUGUCACGCGCAAGAUGUUCACCAUGAUCUUGUCUGUCAUCGCCUUUGGCCACCGCUUGACACGGAUGCAGUGGCUGGGUGUCGGUCUUGUGUUUGGCGGCAUCGGGGUCGAGGCCGCCAUUGCAAGACAGGAGAAGAUGGCCAAGGAGGCUGCCAAGAAGAAGGCUGGCAGCGGUGACAAGAAGGAGCUGUAG